Molecule: messenger RNA, 2533 nt
Organism: Corylus avellana
Lineage: Eukaryota; Viridiplantae; Streptophyta; Magnoliopsida; Fagales; Betulaceae
Source: RefSeq, a predicted model, not a curated record
UCUUCUCUAUCACUGUUUGGAGCGAUAGGAGGAAUGGAGGAUGUGGGUCCUCUUAAAGGAACUGACACGUCGCACUUCGUCACACUGUGCCGCUUACUUUCUUCGGUCGCGUGCUGAUUACCCUUUCCCUUCCAAAACCCCAAAGGAGUUCCGCUUUGAAUCCCACAUUCUAUUUGGGUGCUUUUGAUUUAGGUAAAUUUGAGGGUGAAUAUGGAGAUGGAUGUUGAAGAAGUGGAACAUAAAGAAGUGCCAAAAUGUGAAUAUGAGGUUGUAUGCAUGCAAGAUUUGGUAGGUUGUGAAUGCAGUGAAUUGGAAGAGAGGAGUAAGAAAGCUGAAGCGAAGUGUGUUGAGUUGGAAUUGGAUAUUCAUAGGAAUAAGAGCGAGUAUGAAGUUCUCGAGACCAAAUUUAAGGCAUUGGAAGUUGACAAGCUUGAAAUUGAGGACGAACUUAAGGUAUUGAAGAGGGAGAAUGAUGAACUCAAAAAGCUUGUUAGCGGCUUUGAAGGUGAAAGGAAGGUUAGUAGUGGAAGUGAGAGGGAUAUGAAUAGGAUUGUCGAUUUGAUGGAGGAGAAUCAGGAGGAAGAUAAGCUCAUUCAGCUUUUGAUUGAGAUCAGCGUUUUGGAAUGUGAGAAGAAGAGGGCUGAGAGUGAGGUUGAGGUUUGGAAGGAAAAGUUCAAGGAGAUGGAGUCGCUGGUUUUAGUGUUAAAUGAGAAUUCAGUUUUGAGAUGUGUGGAAUGGCCAUUGAUUGGUGGGACAAAAACAGGGUUCGGAUUACAAAAUGUUACUCAUGAUGUGAGAGUGAAGAAAGAAGCAGUUGAAGCAAUUGAGACUUUGGUGAAGGUUGGCUCUACUAUUUGUCAUUCCCCUGUUAAAGGAAUUGGUGAUCUAAAAGCAGCAGGCACGCCUUGUAAUGACUUUACAUAUAGGGAAGAUGCUUGUAUUAAGGAAGAAAAGAAAGGUCUCUGUUUGGCAUACGGUAGACGAGUUAGAAAACAAUUGUCAUUCGAAGAAGCAAGGAGCCCCAGCAAAAAGUUGGCUCCAUCCACACCAGCUGGUGCUAGACCAGCUUCUCUUGGCAUCAUUGAUAUCAGUGACAGUGACGAUGAGCAAACUACCCAUAUCUUAUCACCUGCUUCUAAUGAUGAGGUAAUCGACAAGGUUCACAUUUCAGAGGAUUGCACUUUAGGAUUAUCUAUGGGAAGUGAAAAUGGAAAAAAUUCUGGGAAUAGUUUGAAACGGAUACAUUAUGACGAAGUUGAAGACGAUACGGAUGCUUGGAAGGAGAACCUUUUGUUUACUCCGACACCCAAAAAACGAGCUUUUAAUGUUUUUACUAGUGACACUGAGAGUGAUGAGGAUGAUAAUGUUCCGAUCUCUAAACUCAUUUCUAAACUCAAGCGGAUGCGUCUCCUGGAAAAAGUUCCUGAUGAAGAAGGUUCUGAUUUGAAUGACUGCUCAGAUACUGCUACUUCUCUAGGUGACAAUGUCACGGGUAGUGUUACCCCUCAAAGGCGGCAUCUGAUGGCUUUAAGAAAAUCUGUAGGAAAAGGUGGGGCAGAAAGAAACUCUUCAAGUCAGGCCAGUAAGACUAAAUAUGAUCGAGGAGGAAUCCUUGCAUGCGAGGAUGCUGAAGAUGAUGAUUCAGAAGAGUUUGGGUCAGACAGCGAGGGUGAAAGCUUGGGUGGAUUUAUUGUUGGGGGCUCUGAUGUUUCUGAUGUGGAUGAUGCUUCUAGUGAGUCACAAGAGGUAUCAGAUGAAAAUUCAGACUUUGAUGAGAUCAAAUCCGAAAAUACAGACUUUGAUGAGAUCUUAUCCAAACUUCAACGGAACCAAGAUCAUAAAUUAAAAUGGGAGUUUGAGGCAGACAUUCUUGCAGCCUUUGGAAAGGAUACUGAAUUGUGCAUGAAGGCAGUUUGUGCUCUCUUUCGGCAGCAAACUUCUGGGGAAAAAUCAAGCAAGGAAGCAUUUUACUCCAAUCACCGAGGCUUUAGCAAGUUUGAUGCUCCAAGGGGCUCUACUUUGGCCGAGUUUCUCACUGAUGGAGACCCAGAAGGUGAUCUUAAGAAAUCUGUCAAGGAGUUGCAAGAGUAUGACCCCGAGGCAGUGCAGCUGUGCAGAAGAUUGGCAACUCACUACUCUAAGCAAUUGUUUGAGAUCUACAAGAACAAAGAGGAUCCUUUCUUUCUCCCUUCUUGACAUGACCUGCAACAAAUUGAAAACAAAGAUAUUACUAGUCAAAAUCUUCCAUAGAAGUGUAUGCUUGAAAAUGGUGUUCCUGUUGGUUUUCCAUUCCUCUGCUAUGCCUUCCUGUUGUGCAUGUUUUGUUGUAUAUAUGAUUUAAGUGAUUGUAUGUCUAUCAGAAGCAAAUGUCCCUAGGAACUGGCUUCCUAGGUCGUUUGUAUAUAUCAAGAUAAUACUAUAAUUUCUUGUAUUAGAAUAUUAAUUAAAUAAUUAAAUCUAUUAUUUCUAAUUAACAUAAAUAUUUGAGAUAAGUAGUAAUUUAAUACUAUAUAUGUCAAUGAGCAUUGAGUUA